UUCUCUGUGGCCUCGUGGUCGCGCUUCUUCCCCUGUCAGUGUGAAAGUGUUGAAAAACUGGAGUAGUAGAGAUGUGGGCUUCUGUGGCUGUUCUCUGCCUGGCCAUGGCCGCGGCCAAUAGCCAGGAGAUCCCAAAGGCUCCUUCCAUGUACUAUGCGUCUGGCACAAUCAGCUUGCCUUAUGCCGAAAUCGUGGAACCAUACGAGGCUUACAUUGAUGGUGUAGGCGAUCGCAGUAGAAUUGACACCUACGGCGGUCUGGCAUCUCAGUACCAGCUGGGACAUGCUCCUGGCCCCUAUGGAUCUAUCUCGAAGGUUGUAUACGAGACUACCGAGACUGUUGUUAACAAACGCGCCUGUUUGCAAGUGAACGGAAGCGCCGGUGGUCCAGUCCACUUCCAGCCUGUGUUGCCCCGCAACCUGGACCAGUUUGUGUUCACAGGAGAAGUUCAGGCUGGUGAGCGAUUCUGCACCAAGACUGGUCUCGCCAGUUCUGCCUGCAAUGUGUUCACGUAUGAGGCCAGCCAGCUGGGCAGGACCAACACAUACACCCUGUACCUGCGCCAGACCACGGACUUCCAGCCAGUGGCUUUCCACUAUCUGGGAUUCAACCGUCUGUUCGGAUCCCAUUACGAUGAGUACGUUGUGACGUACGAGCGGUUCGUCAGCCAUAACAGCACCUCAUUCCCUGGCAAGGUGUUUGUUCCCGAAGCUCUCGUUGCCCCGUGCACCGGCUUCCCAGACAACAGUGCUAGUGUCACAAGACCCACCGGUGUAUUCAGCCGUCUUCACACCAUGGAUGAGCCGGAUGUGGACGAAAUCGAGAAGUCGUUCAGUGACUUCAAGGCCAAGCACGGCAAGGUGUACACCAGCGACAAGGAGCACUUUGAACGCUCUCGCAUCUACCGCGCCAACCAUCACUACGUCGAGUCAAUGAACCGUCGCAAGUUGACUUAUCGCAUGAAGCUGAACCAUCUCGCUGACUUGACAUCAGGUGAGCGCAGGAUGAUGCGUGGUCGCAAGCGUAGCGCUGAGAGCAUCUCUCCCCCCGGUGCACAGGUGUUCAAGCCAGCUAACGCUAACGUUCAGAUUCCGGAAGCCCACGACUGGAGAAUCGCCGGUGCCGUCACGCCGGUGAAGGACCAGGCCAUCUGUGGAUCAUGCUGGUCAUUCAGUACGACUGGUGCUAUCGAGAGUGCGUACUUCCUCAAGUAUGGCAAGCAGGUCUUGCUCAGCCAGCAGAACCUGAUGGACUGCAGCUGGGGAUACGGCAACAAUGCUUGUGACGGUGGCCUGCAGUACGAAGCUUACGAGUGGAUUGUGAAGCACGCUGGCAUUGCGACGGCGGAGAGCUACGGUCCAUACUUGAUGCAGGACGGCAAGUGCCACAAAGUCCGGACGCCUCUCGUCACCAUCAAGUCCUACGCCCACACCGCGCCGUCCAACGUAAGCGACGCGAUCUUGGCUCUGCUUCAGCAGCCGCUUGCCGUCAGCAUCGAUGCGUCUCAUCAGUCGUUUGGCUUCUAUUCCCACGGUGUGUACUACGAGCCAGAGUGUGGUAACCAACCAAUGGACUUGGACCAUGCUGUCUUGGCCGUCGGCUUCGGCACCUUGGGAGGUGAGGACUACUGGAUCGUCAAGAACUCCUGGUCGACCCACUGGGGAAAUGAUGGCUUCGUGUUGAUGAGCCGCAAGGACAACAACUGCGGUGUUGCCACUGAUGCCACUCUGGUGCAUUUGUAAACUAUAGAUAUUUUAUUUUUACAUGUUCGGAUUAUCUGGCAUGUUUGCAUUUGCAACACGCUGUCUUUGCUUUUUGCGGCGUAGUAGAGCCAUAGCAGCGGGCAGAGGAAAUUUGUGUCGCACCCUUUUGGUGUUUGUGGACAAUGGUGCUCUUUUUUAUCGCUGUUUACCACAUGUGCGGGAGUUACUUUUUUCUUUCUUAACAUAACUGCUGAUACAUAAUCAAGGUUCAAAGCAAU
Sycon ciliatum is the source of this 1981-nucleotide messenger RNA. Its product is annotated as digestive cysteine proteinase 2-like. The record is from RefSeq and is a predicted model, not a curated record. Lineage: Eukaryota; Metazoa; Porifera; Calcarea; Leucosolenida; Sycettidae. Gene Ontology annotation, cellular component: lysosome. Gene Ontology annotation, biological process: immune response; positive regulation of apoptotic signaling pathway; positive regulation of peptidase activity. The coding region runs from base 72 to 1742 and encodes 556 amino acids. The transcript has a single exon. Gene Ontology annotation, molecular function: cysteine-type endopeptidase activity; cysteine-type endopeptidase activator activity involved in apoptotic process.